AGAGCUGGAGGACUGUGAAGAGCCCUCUGGGCGGAAUACUGAUAUCCCACAUUGCAGUGCAACACCACACAGCGCUCUAUGUCGUGGAGACUCUGUGGUCCUGUUGAUUUGAUUGUCUUACAGAGAGGGCGGCGGAUAAAAUAAGUGUUUCGUUUGUAGGCUUAAACGCAAAUUAUAAUCAAUAAACCGACUGGUUCGGCAAAGGGUUCUCUAGUGGGGAGCGAUCUAAGGAGAAAACCGGAAAGUAGAGGUACUUAGAAUGGAACCCGAGACAGCCUCCCUACUUUUCAGGCUGAGGUCUGGACAGAUACAGGUUGGAGCUGUACAGAAAAUGUCAUUUCCCCCUCACAUGAAUCGCCCUCAAAUUGGGAUCCCCCCUCUUCCACCAGGGAUCCCCCCUCCCCAGUUUGCAGGCUUUCCUCAGACUGUACCUCCAGGGACACCUAUGAUUCCAGUUCACAUGGGCAUUAUGACAUCUGCUCCUACUGUCCUGGUCCCCACUAUGCCCAUGGUAGGAAAGCCAAUGGGACCUCGCAAAGACUUCCCUGGCAUGAGAAACAAGGAGAACGAUGAGAGCGGUGGUCCAACCACGACAGUCUUCGUGGGAAACAUCUCAGAAAAAGCUUCAGACAUGCUCAUUCGGCAACUGUUAGCUAAAUGUGGCUUGGUACUAAGCUGGAAAAGAGUUCAAGGAGCUUCUGGAAAACUCCAAGGUAAAAACAGAACAGCGUUUGGUUUCUGCGAGUACAAGGAGCCCGAAUCCACACUCCGCUCACUACGGUUGCUGCACGAGCUGCAGAUUGGGGACAAGAAGCUGCUGGUGAAAGUGGAUGCCAAGACCAAAGCACAGCUGGAUGAGUGGAAAGCUAAGAAAAGGAGUGCAAAUGGGAGCACGAAGCCUGACUCGAGUGUGGAUGAGGUGGAGGAGGAGCUGGACGAUGAGACGAAGCGGCGCGACCAGCUUGUGAAGGGCGCCAUCGAGGGGCUGAUCCGCGAGUACUCGAGUGAGCUCAAUGCCCCCUCCCAGGAGGCAGACACACACCACAGGAAAAAGAAAAAGGAAAAGAAGGAAGACGAAGAUAUAAAUGCAAUAGACAUGGAAGAAGACAAAAGAGACCUGAUUUCUCGAGAGAUCAGUAAAUUCAGAGACACACACAAGAAACUGGAAGAAGAGAAAGGGAAGAAAGAAAAGGAGAGGCAGGAGAUCGAGAAGGAGCGGCGGGAGAGAGAGAAGGAGCGGGAGCGGGAGAGGGAGAGGCGUGACCGGGAGAGAGAGAGGGAGCGAGAGAGAGAGAAGGAAAAAGAGGAGCGGGAGAGGGAGAGGGAGAGAGACCGGGAGAGGACCAAGGACAAGGAGAGAGAGCGCGAAAGAGAGCGUGAGAAAGAACGAAGCCGGGACCGCAGCAAGGAUCGCAGCCGGUCGCGGGAGAAGAGUCGUGAUAAGGACAAGAAGCGCGACCGUGAGGAAGAUGAGGAGGAGGCUUACGAGCGCAGGAAACUUGAAAGGAAACUGCGUGACAAGGAAACUGCGUACCAGGAGCGGCUUAAAAACUGGGAAAUUCGGGAGAGGAAGAAGGCUCGGGAAUACGCAAAAGAAGCAGAACGGGAAGAAGAGAGAAGGCGAGAAACGGCAAAAGAAGCCAAAAGACUGAAGGAGUUUUUAGAAGACUAUGAUGAUGACCGGGAUGAUCCUAAAUAUUACAGGGGCAGCGCUCUCCAGAAGCGGCUGCGAGACCGAGAGAAGGAGAUGGAGGCAGACGAGCGAGACCGGAAGCGCGAGAAGGAAGAGCUGGAGGAGAUCAGACAGAGGCUGCUGGCAGAGGGGCACCCAGACCCCGACGCAGAGCUGCAGAGGAUGGAGCAGGAGGCAGAGCGGCGCCGGCAGCCCCCAGUGAAGCAGGAGCCAGAGUCGGAGGAGGAGGUAGAGGAGGAGAAGCCUCCCCAGAAGGAGGAGAGGAGGGAGGUGGAGCUGGAGCCAGAGUCAGAGGAUGAUGUGGAGGAAGGGGAGGAGCUGGAGGAGGAAGAGGAGGAGCAGGAAGAGCUCCAGGAGCCGAAGCCCUGCCUCAAACCCACAUUGCGGCCCAUCACCUCUGCACCGUCCGUCUCCUCGGGCAGCGGCGGUGCCACCCCGAACACACCUGGCGAUGAGUCCCCCUGCGGCAUCAUCAUCCCCCAUGAGAACUCCCCUGAGACACAUCCACAAGAGGAGCUACGGCCCAAGAUAGGGCUCAGCCUCAAACUAGGCUCGUCAAACAGCCCGAGCCAGCCCAGCGUUGGGAAGCGGAAGAAGCUAGUGGUGGACAGUGUGUUCAACAAGUUCGACAAUGAGGAGAGCGACGAGGUGCCUCGCAAGAGGAAGCUGGUGCCGCUGGACUACGAGGAGGACGAGAAAGGGGGCGGCAAGGGCAACGUAAACACAGAGGAGAAGCGCAAGCACAUAAAGAGCCUGAUCGAGAAGAUCCCCACCGCCAAGCCAGAGCUCUUCUUAUACCCCCUCGACUGGUCCAUCGUAGACACGACACUAAUGGAGCGUCGAAUCAGACCCUGGAUCAAUAAGAAGAUCAUUGAAUACAUAGGAGAGGAAGAGGCAACACUAGUGGACUUUGUAUGUUCAAAGGUUAUGGCUCAUGGCACACCACAAGGCAUUCUAGAUGAUGUUGCUAUGGUAUUAGACGAGGAAGCGGAAGUCUUCAUAGUGAAAAUGUGGAGGUUAUUGAUAUACGAAACAGAAGCAAAGAAGAUUGGACUGGUGAAAUGAAAUUUAAAAAAAAAAAACCCAAAAAAACAAAGCAACAAAAGAAAAGGGGGGACAAUUGAACUAAUUCCCAUUUGGCUUCCUUCCAUCAUUAAAACCAACAACUGAAAGUUUUUUUUUUUCCCCUCUUCGUUCUCCCUCUUGGUCUUGAUUGUCCAUGGAGGGGCGUCUGGAUUGUUAAACGCGACAAUGUGAAAGGAAGUGUUUCCUCGUUUCUUUCUAUUGCCCACUUCUGCCACUGACAAAGGUGUACAUUUUACUGGACUUAUUUGUUUGUUUGUGCACUAAUUUUAGUGUACCCAGAUAAACUACUGGUAAUAGCGCAUGGUCAAACUUAAUUUUUCAAGUCUGGUUGCUUAGUGGUUCGAAUGCUGAACUAAAAAGUAGUGGUUCUGUGUCUUUCACCAGUGCAACGUCAGAUGUCUAUUGAAAUUUGAUAUCCAUGUUUAUAUAUAAACAAUGGCUGUUGACAGGAUGCUGCUAAGGGAGUGAGUAAGUCAGAAAUAUUUGGAAUUUAGAAGAUAGUGUCCUGUAAAGUGUUAGGGAUGCAGUGUUCCAAUUCUGUGUCUGCAGCAUUUAUACACAGGGAUUGGAAAUACUUUUAAGCUAAUGUUUUGUGGUUUUCUGGGCUGAACCCCCCCCCCCCCCCCCCCCCCUUCCCUUUUGCUAAUCCUGCUAACUUUUAGAAGGCUAUGAUUGCUGAAUUAAAGUGACAUUUUUAAAUCCUUGCCAUCCAAUGAAAUAUACUUAACUUGCUCGGCUAAAGAAGAUCUCACUUAGACUGCACUCCAAAACACUAGACUUUUUAAAGGUUUUGUUGCUGUCGUACAAUAUAGUUGAGCAGAUCUGCUUAAGGAAUCCAAGACAUUGUAUUAGUUUGGAUUCAUGCACAUAAGGGGAUAAACAAAACGUAUGUAUUGGGAUACCAGAAGCCUGUUCAUUUCAGUGCCUGCUGUAAAUUUUCUCGUAGUGCUGUUGAACCAGUGGAUAUCCUGUAAAUUAGAUCCCAGAAUUUGUCUACUGCAAAAACUGUUCUCUCAAGGUAGGUAAGGUUGAGUGGAGACAUUCAUUCACGACCUAGUGAUUGAUUGUUUGCUUGGAUGUUCUGCUCUUUCUAUUGUGCAAACCCAUAUUAAUGACCAAAUGUAAUAUUUAGAUCAUCUUAUGCUGACAAGCAACUCCUGCUUUGGUUUCCAAAUUGGACAGUUAAAAACAAAUUAAGAUGAAUUUCGCUGCUGUUUUAAGAUUUGAGUUUUUUGUCCCUUCUUCCCUUCAGUGUAGCAUUUAACUCUAGCUACUUACAGCAGAUGCCCAUUAUGUAGUCUGGUUUUACCCAAAGUAGUCUGCAGUGUUCUUUGUAAGAUUUUCAGAAACGCACAGGUUACUCGAGGCUUCACUGAGAACAUGCUCCAUAAUCGUGCAUGAACUUGUGUGCCAUGAAACCAGGGAAUACAGGCACAUUUUUUUUUCAGUUGUACCCAUGUAUGGGGCAGAGCCAGAUUACUAUCUUUCAUAUUAAUCCUCUGCAUGUGUGAAUAAAAUUGCUUAGUAAAAUUUGCCAUGCCGUCUAAUAUUGGGCUUCUUUGAGCGUUUCUGAGAAUUUCAACAUCCCACAAUGGAAGACGCAGCUCUGCAAUGUUUCGUGACCAUCUUCAGCAGUGAUAAGAGAGACAUUAUUUUGUUAAAGCAAAUGUAAAAAUAAUGCAUUCAGAAUCGUGUGCCAGUGGUGUAUCUGAAUUUAUUAUCUGUAUUGGGCUGUAAAUGUUUUGCUUCUGGUAAAUAAUUGAUGUACCUUGACAAAAACUUGCAAAAUGGAAAAGAAAGUUAAACCGGAUGUUGAAAUAAUUGCAAUGAUGAGGGAAACCUCAUCCUCCUUCAGACUGCUGCAUGAAGAAUUGGGCAGUGAUGGGGUUAAACACAAAAACUUGGUACUGAACAGGAAGACAACAAUUUUAGGACAGUACUUGGGCCAAUGCAAGGUUAAUUUUGGAACAUUUAGUCCUGGCCUUCCGUUUUAAUCCCAAAGAUCUCUUACCUCGUCUAGGUUCUGAACCUGUCUGCCGCUGUAGUAACAUGUUGCCCUUGUGUAUUUUUAAAGGUUAUGUGAGCUGUGGACAUUUGCUUGAAAACACCCGAACAAAUACAACAAAAAUCUAAAAUGUCUUGAAAAGCCCUUGUACCCUUCUUACUCAAACUUUAUUUUAAUUGAAAUACAAAAGAUGGUAGUGAUUGUCAAAUGGCAGUGUCGUGAAAGGAGUUGCACCAUUGUCAUUGGACCCAUGGCUUUAAUUUUUUGGUUUAUUUGUUUCUUUUUUUAUAAAAUUCAUUUUUUUUGUUUAUGGA
Messenger RNA from Acipenser ruthenus (sterlet), 5098 nucleotides. Its product is annotated as RNA-binding protein 25-like. Gene Ontology annotation, cellular component: spliceosomal complex. Gene Ontology annotation, biological process: regulation of alternative mRNA splicing, via spliceosome; mRNA processing. The transcript is spliced from 19 exons. NCBI's taxonomy places the organism in Eukaryota, Metazoa, Chordata, Actinopteri, Acipenseriformes, Acipenseridae. Gene Ontology annotation, molecular function: mRNA binding. Bases 260 to 2758 code for a protein of 832 amino acids. The record is from RefSeq and is a predicted model, not a curated record.